GCUGUCAGAGUGUGCUAUGGGUUUACAAGAGCAACAAAAGGUGAAUAAACCUCUGAAGUUGGUGUCAUUUGAGGAUGUGGCUGUGGACUUCACUUGGGAGGAGUGGCAGGACCUGAAUGAUGCUCAGAGGACUUUGUACAGGGAUGUGAUGCUGGAGACCUACAACAACGUGGUGUCACUGAAACAUUGCAUUAACAAAGCUGAGGAUUUCAAGUUAGAACAAGGAGCAGAGCCAUGGACAGUAGAAGAAUGCCCAAACCAGAUCCUGCAAGAUGUCCAGUUAGAUGAUGACAUAGUGGAGAGGAACCAAGAAAGUCAUGGUAGAGGCUUGCAGCAAAUUGUAAUUACCAACAGCAACACAUCAGCUGAUGAUAGAGUUGUGUUAGGAAAAUCAUUUUUUUUAAAUUCAUAUCAUGUUUUAAAUCAGAUUAUAAAUAAUGGAAACUAUUCAGGGAAGGGACAUGAGGAGUUUUACAGAUGUCCGAAUGCACUUCUUCCUAGAGAGCCUGAUGAGAUGCCUGCUGGAGAGAAACCUGAUGACCAUCAUGUAACUGGAAAAUUGCCCAGACAUCAUGAGCAUCUUAGCCAGCAUCCCAAUAUUCAAACUGGGAAGCAGCCUUUAGAAUGCAGUGGAAAAGGGAAAUCCUCCAGCACAGAGCCAAUAAUAUUUACACAUAGAAAUAUUCAUACGUAUGAGACCACCUAUAAGUAUAAUGAAUAUGAGGAAAACUGUGGUAAGUCAGCUGUCAUUGCCCAAGAAAUAAAUGAGGUAGAAAGGAAAAAUUUUCAUUGUGAUGUAUGUGAGAGAAUGAUCUAUAAAAAAUGUAAACUCAGUAAACAUCAGAUUAUGCACACAGGAGAGAAACACUGUAAAUAUACUGAAUAUGAGAAGUCUUUUAUUAAGACAUACUUUACCUCACAUCAGAGAACACCUACACAGGAGAAACUUUGUGGUUGUAAUGAACAUGAGAAAAUUUUUUGUCAGAAGUCACACCUUAUAAUGCAUCGGAGAAUUCACAAAGAAGAAAAGCACUAUGUAUGUAUGAACUGUGGAAAAAGUUUUUGUGAGAGUUCAUGCCUCAGCCAUCCUGAGAGGAUUCACACAGGUGAGAUACCAUAUGGAUGUAACGAAUGUACCAAAUUUUUCUACUACGAGUCUGCCCUCACUGUAUGUCAGGGAAUUCACACAAGUGAGAAACCAUGUAAAGUAUAUAAAAAAACUUCCUACAGUAAUAAAUGUGGUAAAACAUUUCACCAAAAAUCACACAACAGCAGCCAUCAGAGAAUUCACACAGGUGAGAAACCAUGUGAAUGUAAAGACUGUGGAAAAGCUUUUAACCAAAAGUCAAACCUCAGCAUUCAUCAGGGAGCUCACACAGGUGAGAAACCGUAUGAAUGCAAAGACUGUGGAAAAGCUUUUAUCCAAAAGUCAGACAUGAGCACUCAUCAGAGAAUUCACACAGGUGAGAAACCAUAUAAAUGUAAAGACUGUGGAAAAGCUUUUAAUCGAAAGUCAAAACUCAGCAGGCAUAAGAGGAUUCAUACAGGUGAAAAACCAUAUGAAUGUAAAGACUGUGGAAAAACUUUUAACCAAAAGUCAAACCUCAGCAUUCAUCAGAGAGCUCACACAGGUGAGAAACCAUAUGAAUGUAAAGACUGUGGAAAAGGUUUUACCCAAAAGUCAGACAUGAGCAUUCAUCAGAGAAUUCACACAGGUGAGAAACCAUAUGAAUGUAAAGACUGUGGAAAAGGUUUUACUCAAAAGUCAGACAUGAGCAUUCAUCAGAGAAUUCACACAGGUGAGAAACCAUAUGAAUGUAAAGACUGUGGAAAAGGUUUUACUCAAAAGUCAGACAUGAGCAUUCAUCAGAGAAUUCACACAGGUGAGAAACCAUAUGAAUGUAAAGAUUGUGGAAAAGCUUUUAACCGAAAGUCAAAACUUGUCAUUCAUCAGAGAACUCACAUAGAUGAGAAACCAUAUGAAUGUAAAGAAUGUGGAAAAAUGUUUAACCAAAAGUCAUACCUCAGCAUUCAUCAGAGAGCUCACACAGGUGAGAAACCAUAUGAAUGUAAGGAAUGUGGAAAAACUUUUAACCAAAAGUCAGUCCUCAGCAGACAUGAGAGAAUUCACACAGGUGAGAAACCAUAUGAAUGUAAAGACUGUGGAAAAGCUUUUAACCGAAAGUCAAACCUCAGCAUUCAUCAGAGAGCUCACACACAUGAAAAACCAUAUGAAUGUAAAGACUGUGGGAAAGCUUUUAGCAAAAAGUCAUACUUCAGCAUUCAUCAGAGAGCUCACACAGGUGAGAAACCAUAUGAAUGUAAAGAAUGUGGAACUUUUAACCAAAAGGUAGACCUCACAAGGCAUGAGAGGACUCACACAGGUGAGAAACCAUGUGAAUGUAAGGAAUGUGGGAAAACGUUUACUGGAUCUCACCAUAAUAGACAUGAACAAAUUCACACAUGAGAAAAUCCCAAUUAAUGUAAUGACUGUGGGAGAAAUUUUUGCCAUAAAUCACACCUCACGUUUCAUCAGAGUACUUACACCAAGAAGAAGCCCUAUAAAUGCACAACUGUCCCUUGGUAUUGGAGGUUGGUUCCCGGAGCCCCUGUUGAUGAAAACACUUGCAAAUGAUCAAGCACUUUCUAUAAUAGUGUACUGUUUCAAUAUUACCUAUGAACUUUUUUCUGUGUCCUUAACAUCUUGAGUAGAAUCCUUAUAUAACUGAAUACAUAAGGAAUUCCUUGCAAAUA
Messenger RNA from Galeopterus variegatus (Sunda flying lemur), 2754 nucleotides. Its product is annotated as zinc finger protein 345-like. Gene Ontology annotation, biological process: regulation of transcription by RNA polymerase II. Gene Ontology annotation, molecular function: DNA-binding transcription factor activity, RNA polymerase II-specific; RNA polymerase II transcription regulatory region sequence-specific DNA binding. The record is from RefSeq and is a predicted model, not a curated record. Gene Ontology annotation, cellular component: nucleus. NCBI's taxonomy places the organism in Eukaryota, Metazoa, Chordata, Mammalia, Dermoptera, Cynocephalidae.